CCUGUGGCAGCAGCAGCAGCAGCAUUCUUGGUCCAUGACAGUGAAACAGCAAGUGGUUGGUGUCCAUCAUUCUGUGGGAUUCUUAUGGAAGAUUCAACAUACUUGUUCAACUAUCGGAUGCCAAGAGAUUAUUAUGAGGAAACCAUUAGAGACUGUGGACCCUGUGAGGAAUCUGGAGUGUGUUGUUCCUGUCAGGUUUAAGUUGAGUGGGCUUGUCACCAUGCCCAGCGCUCCAUAGACUUGAGACCUUUGGACCCUGACCAGCCCAUCAACCAUGGUUCCCAUGUUCCCCAGCCCCAAACUGGGGUCAGAUUCCACCCCUCUGGAGCGGAACUGCAAACGCCACAGAGUGCAGCAUGUCAGGAGGAAACUGCGUCCUUCGCGGAUAUUUGGUUUUAUUGUUAGCAUCUCUGCCCUCUCACUGUUCCUGUCUUGGAGUGCCUUCACUUUUACAUUGGGCCCAUUCUCAAGAUGGAUGCCACUCACCUUACUCACCAACCAUGAGGAACUAGAAGAGCCAGUGCCACCUAGAACUGUCCUUUCUUUUGAGGAAGAGCACAAUGUUUUGGCGGAUGUGCCCAUUGCCAUGGCGUCAUCUGGUGAGCAACAUCAAGGGGAUUAUCCUGAGGAUCUUUUCACACUGGAGGAAAGAAGGCAAGGGGCUGUGGUGCUGCAUAUGUUUGGCAUGAUCUACAUGUUCAUUGCCCUCGCCAUCGUAUGUGACGAGUUCUUUGUCCCUGCGCUCACUGUUAUCACAGAAAGACUUGAGAUCUCCGAUGAUGUGGCUGGUGCCACCUUCAUGGCCGCUGGAGGUUCAGCUCCUGAGCUCUUCACUUCUGUGAUCGGUGUAUUCGUCUCGCACAGCAACGUGGGUAUUGGAACCAUUGUGGGUUCUGCUGUCUUCAAUAUCUUGUUUGUGAUCGGGAUGUGUGCUCUGUUUUCACGUGAGAUUCUGAACCUCACCUGGUGGCCUCUAUUUAGAGAUGUCUCCUUUUAUAUUAUUGGACUAAUUAUGCUAAUCGUCUUCUUCCUGGAUAACUACAUUACCUAUGUUGAGAGCAUUUCACUGCUGCUCUGCUACGCUACCUAUGUCACGUUUAUGAAGUUCAAUGUGACUGUAGAGACUUUUAUCAAAAGCAAACUAAACAUGAACCAAGUGGACGACACUGAAACUCCACCUAAGGUUAACAGUACAGGAGAUGAUGAGAAUAAACUUUCAACUAAACAUCGCCUCCAGAGAGGAGGAAGCUCCGCAUCUCUACACAAUAGUCUAAUGAGAAACAGCAUCUUCCAGCUAAUGAUCCACACACUUGACCCUCUCAGUGAAGGUAAUGUGCCAAUUCAAAUUGUAUCACACACACACACACACACACACACACACAUGACAGACUCCCUUUGUAUGUAUGCUCCAGGGAAGUUUAAGGAGAAGGCAUCUAUUCUACACAAGAUUGCAAGAAAGAAGGGGGAAGAUGAUACAAAUGGUGUUGUAGAUAAGAACCUUGCCAACUGCUCUAAUGUGGAGGUGGAGGUCACUCCGCCCAUGAAUGGCAACGCUGGACCUGAGGCAGAGGAGGAGGAGGAUGAUGAAGACCAGCCUCUGAGCUUGGCAUGGCCAGAGACGGCAAGGAAGCAAGCUACAUACCUCUUAAUAUUCCCCAUCGUCUUUCCAUUGUGGCUGACACUGCCAGAUGUCCGCAGAGAUACUUCAAAGAAGUUCUUUCCCAUUACAUUUUUGGGAUCUAUUAGUUGGAUUGCUGUUUUCUCCUACCUGAUGGUGUGGUGGGCUCAUCAGGUUGGAGAGACUAUUGGAAUCACGGAGGAGAUCAUGGGUCUGACCAUUCUAGCAGCUGGUACCUCCAUUCCAGAUCUCAUCACCAGUGUUAUUGUUGCACGGAAGGGUCUGGGAGACAUGGCCGUGUCCAGCUCAGUUGGGUCCAACAUAUUCGACAUUACUGUGGGCCUGCCAUUUCCAUGGUUAAUGUUUUCAAUGAUCAACCACAUGAUUCCAGUAACAGUGAGCAGCAAUGGUCUGUUCUGCGCCAUCGUACUGCUCUUUCUUAUGCUGCUCUUCGUCAUUAUCUCCAUUGCUGUAUGUAAGUGGAGAAUGAGCAAGUUCCUGGGUUUGCUCAUGUUCAUCCUGUACUUUGUCUUCUUGGUGGUCAGCGUAAUGCUGGAGGACAAGAUCAUCGUCUGCCCAGUCUCCAUCUAAUUCCUUUUCCUUUAUGUCCUUUUCCUUAUCUUGGGUCACAGUCCGUUCCUUCUCAUUUACAGCUCAGGGCGUUCUUACUAUAAUAUGGAAACUUGGAUAUGGCAAUGUGUCCACAUAUCCACUGAAGUCUGAGUAGCAUUUUCUGUAGCAAUAUUAUACAUGCAUUCUCAAAGGCAGUACAUAGAGACUUGAUGUACUGUAGAUUUAACCAUUUUUUAAUAUGCUGCAUACGGAGGCUGGACUUGAACAGAGGGACUUUAAGACCUACAUCCAAGGAGGAGACAGACAUUUAUGGAGAAUGUCUAUAGGCUCAGGAAGACCUAUGGUGCAAAUAUGUAAUAAAAUAAAUAAAUACCAACAUGUACAACAAAAGAACAAAAUCCUGGUACUAUACUGGAUCCUGGUACUGCACUUUGAAGCUCAUGAUAUUAAAAGCCUUGUAUUGAUCAAUAACUGUCAAAGAAACUAAGAAAGCUAAAAAGCUCCAUAUUUGCUUUGUCUGAACAUUGGUCCUUUCUGAUUGUUACUUAAGGAUUUUCUUUCUGAGUAUAUCAUAUAAUUUAUUAAAUAGACUUGUAGACAUAGUCUUCAGAAGUCUAGGCCUACAAAUAAUCAGAAUCCAACUCACAGAUUUGGAGCAUUCAUUGUAUUAUUGAAUAUAAUCAAUCACAUUAAAUAUGUUAUUUGUAAAUGCAAUAUAUUACAUGUUUAUUAUCUCGGCCUGAUGUUUAAUUUGAUGUGAUUUAUUUGGCAAUUCCAAUGAAUGGUGAAUGACAUCCUCUGCUUUAAAAGAACUAACUCUCUCUCUCUCUCUCUCUCUCUCUCUCUCUCUCUCUCUCUCUCUCUCGUUAAUUUCUGUAAUUUCACAAUAUCUAAUUUUUGAGCAAUAUUCCUCAACUUUUAUUCACUGUACUGUUUUUGUAGCUGCCAACAGGUUUAAAUGUGAAUAGAUCUGUACAUUGCACUUUGCCCGAACUUUGUAACAAUUAUUCAUACCUGCCUGCAUCUCUUAUUUCUGUCUAUUUCUGAUGAUUUUGGAUGAUUGGAUGAAAUUGGAAAGUGAAAGUACUCUAAUGGUGCUCACAAAAUGAAUGGAGCACACAAAAGCUUUGCAGUUGACCAUUAGUCUUAGUUAAAAAUACAUACUAUAUGUAUCUAUCAAUUUAUAAAUAGUGUAUAUACAUAAGUGAUGGACAAAAUAAAAUGAUUUAUAAGCACGCACAUAAAGAGAAUUACUUAAAAUAAUCAAGAAGGUCCAUUUGAAAACAGGUGUUUCUUUAACUUCACAUACUUUUAGCACUGUUAAUUUCUAGAAAGUAAAGUCUCUUUAAAAAGUUUUACACACUCAAUAAAAUUUUUAUUUGUCUGCUAAAAAUGUCCAACCGUUUGUGUACUGUACAUACAUCACAGAAGAUUUGUCUUUUUCUGUAAAUCAUGAAAAUCACCCCUACAAUGUAAUUUCCACCACAUCUCAAAUUCUUUUUGUGUUUAAUAGAAUUCAAUGGCGAAAAUGACACUUUUUGCGUAAAUUGGCAAAAUUACAUAUUGAUUGGAAAUGACGCCAAAUAAAAGUACUCUGCUCACCAGUGAUAUUUACCUUGAACUUUUUUUUUAUUUUCUUCAAACAUCAUAUACAUCUCAUAUUUCAUCUUAAGCAUUCUCUUCACUGACAUUUUUGUUGAUUUGGUAAACACUAACUUUUGUAAAGAUAAAAAAAUACAUAUUAGGGAGAACAUUGUUUGGUGUGGGACAGACCUAAUUUUUGAAAAAACAAUAGAAAUAAUUUUCUCACAAAUAUUGAAACAGUUUGUUUAUUUAUUUUAGUAAUUUGAAUUUUUACAAUGGAUUUCUAUUGUUUAAUUUUAAAAGUCUGGGUCUGAGACAAGACUAAAACAGUACAAUCUAUACAAGUAUGACAAGUAUGAAAAAACAAUGAAUGUCUAGUAAAAAGGUUUUAAUUAAAAGUUGAAAUGUGUACAUUUUUAAUGAAAAUCAACCUGUGACAUUGGAAAUAUCCCGAAGUUAAAGGAACACCAAUUUAUAGAAUUCUUAACUUAACUGAAAUUAUUUUUUAAUUUGAAUUUAAAUGCAAGUUUUGCAGUACUUUGAAGCAACCACUUUGAAGCAAGCUGGAAUUAAUACAUUUUACUUAUUUUCCACGAGCUGGAUGAGAUGUGGUCUUUGCAAUAAAUAUUUCCAGGUUAUUUUACAAAGAAUGCUUUUUUUUUUUUUGGAGAAAUAAAAAAAGUCAUAUUUUUGUUGCCAGUGGAGAGGCCAGUGGAGAGGCUUCUAAAUAGGACCAACAAGCCUGUACUUCCAUUAAGCUAAUAUUUAUUUCCACUGAGCUAAAAGGCAAAAAAAAUAAAUAAAAUAAAAUAAAAUAAUCUUAAAAACUUUAAUUCUAGGUUAAAUCAAUGGUCUCUGGAUUUUGCUUAUAUAUAACCAAUACAUACUUUAUUAGGAUCUAUGUAGCAGGUGUCAUCUCAGUUAUACAUUUUUUAAGACUUAUGGCUUUCUAAAAGAU
This is a messenger RNA of Xyrauchen texanus (razorback sucker), 4733 nucleotides long. RefSeq names its product solute carrier family 24 member 2 (gene slc24a2b). The record is from RefSeq and is a predicted model, not a curated record. Gene Ontology annotation, biological process: long-term synaptic depression; calcium ion transmembrane transport; long-term synaptic potentiation. Gene Ontology annotation, molecular function: calcium, potassium:sodium antiporter activity; calcium channel activity. The coding region runs from base 275 to 2209 and encodes 644 amino acids. Gene Ontology annotation, cellular component: membrane. Lineage: Eukaryota; Metazoa; Chordata; Actinopteri; Cypriniformes; Catostomidae. The transcript is spliced from 9 exons.